Molecule: messenger RNA, 1234 nt
Organism: Arabidopsis thaliana (thale cress)
Lineage: Eukaryota; Viridiplantae; Streptophyta; Magnoliopsida; Brassicales; Brassicaceae
Gene: cPT6
Product: Undecaprenyl pyrophosphate synthetase family protein
Exons: 4
Coding region: 104-1027 (307 amino acids)
Cellular component (GO): endoplasmic reticulum membrane; cytoplasm
Molecular function (GO): prenyl diphosphate synthase activity; transferase activity, transferring alkyl or aryl (other than methyl) groups
Source: RefSeq, marked reviewed
CUUAACUCGUGUUUGUUUAGUGAAAAAGUAACUAAGUUAAUUUUUGGCAAGGUUUCCAAAACUGCGAGAGAAACAACCAGAGCCAGUCAAUAAAAACUCAAUUAUGAAUUUUAUGAUCCAUGCAAAUCACUUGCUAGUACUCUUCACACUCUCUACAAUGUUGUCUAUGCUCUGGUUCCUUCUAUCUCUUCUCUCUCUUCUUCUACUUCCUUGUCUCCGACCUUGCUUUCCUGCUAAAGGAUCUCUGAAAAACAAAAAGAAGAUUGACAAGGGAACUUAUGUGGUCGGAGAGGAGGAGACACCUAAAGAGCUUCAGAGAGAGCUGAUGCCGAGACACGUGGCAGUGAUAAUGGACGGAAACCGGAGAUGGGCUAAACAGACCGGAUUGUUGACGUCACAAGGCUACGAGGCUGGAGCUAAACGGCUUCUCGAGUUCGCUGACCUCUGCUUCAAACUAGGGAUAAAUACUGUCUCAGCUUUUGCUUUCUCCACUGAGAAUUGGGGAAGACACAAGAUUGAAGUCAAAUGCUUGAUGUAUUUGUUCCAACGUUACCUCAAGUCAAAGAUCCAAUUUUUCCAGAGCAAGGAAAUCCGAGUUUCUGUUAUCGGGAAUCUUGCGAAGAUCCCUGAGUCUCUCCUCCGAACAGUUCACGAGUUAGAGGAAGCUACAAAGAGUUACAAGAAGAAGCAUCUCAUCUUGGCCAUAGAUUACAGCGGGAGAUUCGACAUCUUGGGUGCUUGCAAGAACAUUGUGAAGAAAUCAGAACAAGGUUUGAUCCGAGAGGAAGACGUGGACGAGACGUUGUUCGAGAGAGAGCUUCAGACUCGGUGUACCGAGUUCCCAAGUCCUGAUCUCUUGAUUAGGACUAGUGGGGAACAGAGGAUUAGUAACUUCUUCUUGUGGCAGCUCGCUUAUACCGAGUUUUUCUUUUCGCCUGUACUUUGGCCUGAUUUCGAUAAGCAGAAGUUUAUAGAGGCCCUGGUUUCGUAUCAGCGCAGGGAUAGACGAUUUGGCUCCCGGCUUUGAUCCACAUUUGAUCCUAUGGUCUGUCAUGUUUCCUCUGUUUUGUUCUGUUUCUCUCUGUGUCUUUAUGUUCAUCUGACUUUUGCAGAAAUAAUUAUACUGUCUAGUCUCUCGUAGAUCAAUGUGGUAUUUCCAAUGAAGUAACAUAUUUUAUGUGUUGCGUUUUUUCUUCUCUACUACACGUACGUAUGCAUCAGCUGUUAUUAAAAU